Elaeis guineensis (African oil palm) is the source of this 1229-nucleotide messenger RNA. Lineage: Eukaryota; Viridiplantae; Streptophyta; Magnoliopsida; Arecales; Arecaceae. The record is from RefSeq and is a predicted model, not a curated record.
UUCCAACCUUUUAGCCUCUUUUCUUAUAGGAAAAAAAUGAUGGUGUAUAAACUCCUUCCCAAAUCUAAUACCCAAAUUGAUGAUGAUUUUUCCUUCCAGCCAGAGACGAUUUCGAAUGAACUUCCACCACAGGAAUUCCUCAAAGAGGCCAUUUUUGCUGCAGGUAGCUUCUGGGAACUGGAGACUGCAUUUGGCCGCGUUGAUGGUGUUGUAAGGACAGCUGUGGGCUACUAUGGAGGAAACCAUGUAAAGCCUAGUUACAAAGAGGUAUUAGACGGAUCGACAGGACACACUGAGGCUGUAAAGGUGAUCUAUGACACGAGGAAUACUUCUUACAAAUCUCUGUGCAAGGUCUUCUGGGCAAGCCAUGAUCCAACGAAGAAAGAAUAUCUGAAAUUUGGAGUAAACACACACCACCGAUCGGCAAUCUUUUACGAGAAUGAGGAGGAGAAGAAGCAAGCACAACAAUCAAAGGUAAAACAGCAGAUGAAACUGAACAGGAGAAUAGUGACCAAAAUAUUGCCUUGCCACUCCAACACCGUCUCUGGCUUCUACCUGGCAGAGAGUCACCACCAGAAGUACUACUUGCAGAGGUACCAUAUCCGCCUCUGUGAGUCCCUCAACCUCCGCAGUGCCGAGCAGUUUGCUGACUCCCACCUUGCUUGCAAGUUAAACGGAUAGAAUAUGAGACAUCACAAAGAAGAAAGUCGAUAGUUCAGUUCGUGCGUGCAAAUCAAAUGCCCGAUGAAUUCCUUUUCCUUGGUAGUCUCUAGCUUUCACCAAUACCGAUUGGUAUAAAGGUAGUAAUUUGUGGAUUUAGUGGAAUAUUACUUCAAUACAUAAUUUCCUGAGAAAUAUACAGUAGGGAUUCAAGUGAGCUUUUUUUUUUAAUGCUUAAUAAUUGGAACAUGUCCGGGAUGGUGCACUUUCUAAGCAUAUCUUUCGAUGAUUAGCAUAGACAAGUUGGUGAAAAAACAAUAUGGGAGAUAAAUAAUAAUCCUGAACAGCGCAUGGUAUCCUUUCCACAUUGGACUUUGUGAAGUCAAAAGGAAAGAUCUUACACCAAUUGGAGAGCUCCAGGAGAUGAGUUUUCACGGAUGAGGAACAACGGCAUGGGGAUAGAUGUCACAGUUGAAUUCCAAAACAUAUGAUCUACCAAUUCAUUCAAGACUCAGAAACAUUUAGAAUAAGAUAAAUUCUCCAACACCUGAAGCAAAUCUUACUUACAU